This is a messenger RNA of Laccaria bicolor S238N-H82, 1263 nucleotides long. RefSeq lists its product as uncharacterized. The transcript has 7 exons. Gene Ontology annotation, biological process: negative regulation of transcription by RNA polymerase II. Gene Ontology annotation, molecular function: transcription corepressor activity. NCBI's taxonomy places the organism in Eukaryota, Fungi, Basidiomycota, Agaricomycetes, Agaricales, Hydnangiaceae. Gene Ontology annotation, cellular component: Sin3-type complex; chromatin. Bases 1 to 1263 code for a protein of 420 amino acids. The record is from RefSeq and is a predicted model, not a curated record.
AUGAACGAAGAGGUUGCAGGGAAACCGAUAUCUCCACAGAUUUCGAAUACCCAACUUCCUUCAGUAUCCGAACCAGUUGCGCCUAUGCUCGUUGACGAUCUGGGCUACUCGCUAGAUCGUCCACUCAACGCGAUAGACGCUCUCAGCUAUCUUGAUGCUGUCAAGGUUCAAUUUUCCGAACAACCCGAUGUCUACAAUCACUUUUUGGAUAUAAUGAAGGAGUUCAAAAAUGAAAUUGACACUCCCGGAGUUAUCAAGCGCGUUUCUCAUCUAUUCAACGGUCAUCCGUCCCUUAUUCAAGGCUUCAAUACCUUUCUUCCUGUCGGAUAUCGCAUUGAAUGCUCGACAGACGCACACGAUUUAUUACAGUCACCACUCCUAGUGGUACCACGAUGCAGACUACGAAUAACGGACCGGGAAAAGGGCCCAUUUUUUGGUCAACCUCAGCGACUUCGGGAGGUCUGUAGCGGCAGGAUGGUGGGAUUGACUACGGAAGAGGUUUCACGCCAAAUCGCAAAACUUUUCAAGAACGCUUGUGACCUUAGAGCCGAUUUUCGCGUUUUCAUGCCGGAUAGAAGCCAACAGUUGAUGGAUGACGGCCCUGCGCGUCCGCGGCCGGGGACUCCUUCAGACAAGAAUAGACGCAAAUUGGAUAUUGUCGCAAAUUCAUCGAGCACAGCAUUGUCACAGAAGAGAAAACGGAAAGUCCCUGAAAAGGAGGAAGAAAGAAAACCCAAACAUUCUAACUCGCAAGAUUUGACCCCGCUGUCAUACAAUCCGAAGCACAUCAUUGCCGGCCCAUCCUCGCCCCGUCGAACCGUUACCCACAACCAACCACCCCCAGUACCUAUGCGAGCGCCUCCAGUCAAUGACGACACACGCUUCUUUGACCGUGUCAAGAGGGCAUUGGAUAACGGAGAUAUAUACAACGAGUUCCUCAAGUUUAAAGAGAUUCUUGGGUGGGACGAGAGGAAAGAAAAGGAACACUUCUUGGCAGAACAACAAUCGCAGAGCAAUUGGAAGAAACCUGCUGUUACCGGUUUUCAACAACGACCUGGACGCAUUGACUUGGGCGAGAAGUAUGGAAGCUAUCGCAAGGUUUCUGAAAAAGAAGCGAACGUGCCAUGCUCAGGUCGCGAUGAUAUGUGCCGUUCGGUUCUGAAUGACGAAUGGAUCUCCCAUCCUACUUGGUCAAGUGAAGACCCCUCCAUAAUUCCUCAUAAAAAGAACAUCUACGAAGAAGCCCUACACCGAACGUCAUGA